UGGAUGGCGGUGACGGUAUGGGCCGAGUGGCUGUGUCAGUGGCGGGGAUGUGAGCGGCGUUUAUCGGCUGUGGGUGAACAGGAAGGAGGGUAGCUUGGCCCAUCGGGACCAUGCAGUCUGUGCUGGCUUAUGGCCGCCUAGUGGCCCGGGCUGUUCUGGGAGGCGGCGUGAGGCAGACGGAAAGGCGGGAAUACCGGCUCAUCACCGUCAGCUGCGGCUUCGGCAAGGACCUCCGCAAGGGCAGCGGCUACGGAGACGAUGCCUGCUUCGUGGCCGCACACCGGCUGGCAGAUGUACUGGGGGUAGCAGAUGGCGUCGGAGGAUGGUGGGACUAUGGUGUGGACCCAUCCCAAUUUUCCACUACACUGAUGCAAACAUGUGAGCGACUUGUUCAAGAGGGACUGUUUGUACCCAGCAACCCUGUGGGUAUCCUGACAGCUAGUUACAACGAAAUGCUACAGAACAAGGCUCCAUUACUGGGUAGCAGUACUGCUUGUCUUGUAAUUCUGGACAGACAGAAACGCUGUUUGUACACUGCUAACUUGGGAGACUCGGGCUUCCUCAUAGUGCGUGAUGGGAAGAUCAUACACAGGUCAGAUGAGCAACAGCAUUACUUCAACACUCCCUUUCAGCUGGCAAUCGCACCCCCUGAGGCCCAAGAUUCAAUUCUCAAUGAUAGCCCUGAAGCAGCAGAAGGUUCCAUGUUCAAUGUAGAAGUGGGUGACAUCAUUCUAACGGCAACAGAUGGGCUCUUUGACAACAUGUCAGACUACAUGAUCUUACAGCAGUUACAAAAAUUGAAGGACUCAAGUUACCAGAGUUUGAAUGAAACAGUAAAAUGUUUAGCCAAACGGGCACAACAGUUGGCAUAUGACCCAAACUAUAUGUCUCCCUUCGCACAGCAUGCCUGUGAAAAUGGGCUCAACGUCAAAGGUGGAAAACCAGAUGACAUCACUGUGCUAUUAUCAGUUGUGACUGAGAGCAAAGAAUGAAGAGAAGUCUUACCUCAUUGACUCCGAGCUCCAAGCUGACACACCUCAAAGGGUGGCAACCCUGAAUCCCACAAAUCUCUGCUGGGGCAUCCUGUCAGAAGUGACUUUUGAUCUAUGCAGAUUACCACAUUCAAAGAAUUCAAGUGGUUGAAAUAUUAGGUGAAUGGUUGAUCUAUUCAAUCCUGUAGUUUGGGACAAUUACAUUUUGCCCUUUCUUGCUUUUCACAAUCUGUGGAGGCUUUGUAAAAUAACUUGAGAUUUUUAAGAACUCUACAUCUUACAUUAGUCUCUGUCCCAUUGCAGAUAUCUCCACCCCUUUCUAUUUGGCCAUUAAAGACUGAAGAUAACUAUCUAGUUUUCUUGAAGAAUUUUGAUGCCUUGAGCGACUCAUGGAAACUUAGUCAGCUAUAAGAUUUUUAAAAAACUUUUGUCGAGCAAAUACAUUAGCAUAUUGGUCCAAUUACAAUUUACAAAAAAGUUAAUUACAAAAAGUUGUUUUUUGUCCAGUCAUAAGUUUGAGUAAAAUGCAAAGUCCCAUAUGAAUGAUAUGGGAGGCUCAUACCCUUUUUCCAAAUCCUUUGUCACAAUAGUCAUUGAAAGGUGUCAGUUUUUGGACUAGACUUUCUGAGAAAGGGAAUGCAAGUUGACUGAAAAGAGAAGUUGUCAUUUUUAUACAAGAGAAUUAUUGAAUUUUCAAACCCAAAUGCAGGGUGCAAUUUUGACAAAAAGGUGGUUUUCUGCACUAGGUGCCUGCUGGAACAUGUUUCCAGAAAUGAACUCUUUCAAGUCUGGCAGCCAUUACGGUGCCUGAUAAUCCAUUGUACUGAGAAACAGACCAGUUGUAGAAUCUUCAUAGUGUAUCAGCAUGGCUGCUACUGCAUUUACACCUCUUCAAAUAAAAAUGCAUAGUGACUACCUGCUCUCUAUGCAAUGGACUGUUCUGAUCCAAAGGUUUUUAAUAGACCUGAUUUGUGGGCAAUCUAUUUCGAUUUCAUUGAGUUAAACCACUGUUAGAUUUGUGAUAAUAAUUGGUUUGUGUGUCACUACGGAAUCAUCAUGCUGUGAACAAUGUGUGGAACAGCACACUGAGUGUUUAAAUGUCUGCAUACACCUGAAAUCAACAAAAUCGAUUGUGCAGGAGAUCUGUGAUCCUUCACCUUAAAUAUCACGUGGCAUGUGACCAAUCCUGUACCAGUUAUUUAACCACUGAAUAAGAGACACAACCCCAGCAGAGAUCAUUGAAAUGUGAAACCUGCUUGCUGAAAUUAUUGAAUUUAUUUGUAAUGGUCAGUUCAGAAGUUUCGGUUGUACUGGUGGGUUGUGCCAUAUCCUUAAUCGCAUUCUUUCAAACUUAUUAUAGUCUGUUUAUAUUUGACCUAUUUUUCUAAAUUGGGUAUUGUGGCUUCAUUAUGCUUUGUAUCUCUUCCAAGCUAGCCAUUUGACCAUUCAGCAUUUUUAAAAAGAAUUUAAAAUGAAUGGAAGCUACUGGGUAAUCUUUGUGGCCUAUGCUUAUAUUAUUGAUACUAUAAUUGCUGUGAAUUCUUCCAACCCUGUCUUGAAACUAUUUUAAUGUUUUCCUACAGCAGGGAUAAUUGGUAACAUAUUGUGGGAGUUAUGCCAAUGUUGCUGUAUGCUAAAUAUAGACAUGCUCUUCCAUGGAUGUGGAAUAAUCACCUAUUUAACCUUUAGUAGUGCCUUCUGGAGAUCAGCAUCUACGGAAUGUGAUCUAUUGAUUAUUCACUGAGUAGACUAACUGCUUCUCUCUUGUGGAUUCAGCUUUCCUGUAUAUGAUGUCUUCUGAUUGUUGAUAUCAAAAGUCCUGAUCACUAGUAUAUUUCAUGUUAAUUUGUGUUUGUCUGCCAGUUAAACACAACUGCUGUUUUGUUAUUGUUGAUGCCAAAGGAUAAAUUGUCACUGAAAGAUGCAGUCAA
Molecule: messenger RNA, 2923 nt
Organism: Stegostoma tigrinum
Lineage: Eukaryota; Metazoa; Chordata; Chondrichthyes; Orectolobiformes; Stegostomatidae
Product: protein phosphatase PTC7 homolog
Exons: 6
Coding region: 111-992 (293 amino acids)
Source: RefSeq, a predicted model, not a curated record